AACCUCAAUUUCAGUUCAAUUGUCUGAUAUUCAGGGAUAAAUGCCGCGUACACAGUUUCAUUAUUUUCGCAAAUAUCCCCACAAUAUCCAACAAUCUGAAAUCUAUUUACUCGUUCUCCCUUUCUUCAUCAAGAAGUGAAACUAAACGAUUCAGUAAAUUCGGGUGCUAAAUGUUAAGUUCAAUUGACAGAGUCAACACCUUCAAAAAAGUCAUAGUUUGUGGCUUUAUUAACAUCUACAUUUGUUAAAAGACUGGAGAUAGUUUAUAGACAAGACUUCGGAUGCUGAAUUACAACAGUACUUGACAAAUGAAACACAAAUUGAGAUUUACUCUGUAACAAACAUCUCAAUCAACAAAAAUGACACGAAAGUGUGUUCUGUGUAAAGAAACGAAUUACAAAAAUUCUUACAGUUUUUUCUCAGCUCCGAAGGAUCUGGAAACUAGGAAGAAAUGGCAGGAAGCAAUUGCUAUCGAGAAUUAUACUGUUAGUGAUGAUACUUACGUCUGCAGCAGGCAUUUUUUACCAAGUGAUAUAAUAACACAUUGGGUUAGUGGUGUACCACCUCAUGUUGUCACUAUAAAAUAUAAAAAAUGUCGAUUGAGGCCAGGUGCAAUCCCUACAACGAGCUGCGAGGCGAUGAAUAACAUGCAAAAUAAUCAAGAUGAUGAUUUAGAAGAAUUCGAGGUGAAUAGGAAUUGGAGCAACGCAGACAGACGACCAGCUACUUUCGGAGAUGAUAAAAAAGAGUUUUUUCUGAUUCCUCGUGACGACAAGAUCAUUACUUACAACAGUAAUGAUAAUCAAAGUCUUUUGAGAAACAAUGUAAAAGAGGAAAAUUACAUCAAUACGGAAGCUGGGGAAAGUCUCCAGGAUGAGGUUGAUGAUACGAUAAUGGAGAAUGAGGAACAAGACCAAGUGCUAGAGGUCAUUCAGGAAGAUCUUGAAGAAUCAGUCAAUACUAUCUAUAUCAAGACAGGUGAUGAUCCCCAAAUAGUCUACAUUGAGGACUUGAAUUGUAAAACGGAUUGUAUUGAAGAAGAAAUUGGUGAAGGUAACGUCAAAGAGAAAAUAGCCGAGUUUUCACCGCAGAAACUCGAAGGUUCUGGUGAAGAUGGUGAAGAAUCAGUGGAUAUGUGGGAGUCGAUUGAUGGAGAAAAAGAAUUAGCUCCGAAUGUCGAUGAGAAAAGUUCAAGGGAAACCGAAGAGGAUGAUGCCAUGGAUACUGAGGAUCCAUUGGAUCUCAACCAACAGCUUGAAGAUCCUGAAGACCCCAUGCUAUUUGAAGAUCUACUCGAUGUAUAUACUGAAGUACCUCUUCGCAGGGGCUGGUCUGCUGUUGUUAUUUCAAAAGGCCGAGGAACUACUGUUGUUUAUACUUUCAUGACGAUGACAAAGAGUGGAGUCCCCUAUGUUGAGAAACAAGUGUUUUUGAUGAGUGAUAUGGUUCUCAGGUGCUCUGCAGCUGGGAGAGAGAUUAAUCCAAGGCUACAUAAUUUAUUGAGAGAGGGGAGGCAGUUAAGGGUUCAGUCUCUUCUGGAUGUUGAGGAUAUCAUUGAAGAAUUCGACCAGAGGGUAGUUUGCGAAGGCUCUUCAGAAUCAAUCAAUGCUGUACAUAUGGAUAAUACAGUUGCCUUCCGGGACGGUUUCAAAUGGCGUCACGUAAGCUGUCCGAUAUUGAUAAAUAAUGGGACAACACGUUGCUCAAGGUGUAGUUCAAUGAACGCAUCUGUUAAUCGAAGAAAAUUAAAGAAACCCCCGCAAACGGCUGAAUCUGCUGAGCUACUCAAAAAAGAUCGAACGAUAUUUGUACUUCAAAAAUUAUUGGCCAAAAUAUCGAAGAAGAACCAACGCAUUGGGACAAUCAAAGACAAUAUUGAGGGGAAAGUCCACCAGAGAUGUGCGGAUCAGCAGAAAAAUUUGAUAAGUUGUUUAGAAACCCUGAACAUCCCAAAGAUUCAGAAAAUAAUGAUGACGGAAUGUCUCAAAUCAUCUUCACCAGAAGACAGUGAUUUCUCCGAGACAUGGACAUUUUUAUCUCUUUUGCUUUAUAUUGAGUCUCCGAGAACGUACAAAUAUCUUCUCAUUAACAAAUUCAUGAACUUACCUCCGAUUAAAACAAUGAAACGCUAUUUGCAUCAGAUUAAAACUGACACUCAAUUUUAUAAAUUGUUCCAACGUUCUGUCGAGCCUUUCCAUGUGAGUGAGAUGAGUGAUGAGACCGAGCCAACGUGAGAAUUUUAUGAAGAAAAAACAAAUAAAUAUAUAAUUCGAAUUAAUGAAUAAUAAUUGAAAAGACUAAAUAAUAUGAACGAUAUCACGAAGAGAUGUAAGUCUUAUUUAAAAAUUCUUUUUAUAUCUGUAAGUUGAUGAUAAUAUUUAAAAUAGUAAGCAGUAAUGAAGAACUUUGAAGAAA
Messenger RNA from Fopius arisanus, 2415 nucleotides. RefSeq lists its product as uncharacterized. The coding region runs from base 360 to 2234 and encodes 624 amino acids. The record is from RefSeq and is a predicted model, not a curated record. Lineage: Eukaryota; Metazoa; Arthropoda; Insecta; Hymenoptera; Braconidae. Gene Ontology annotation, molecular function: sequence-specific DNA binding. The transcript is spliced from 3 exons.